AGGCAAAAGAUUGGAGGAGGGGAGGCAAGAGAUUCGAGGAGAGGAGGAAGAGACCUCCCUGACGAUGCUCAUGGCGGGGACUUCGACGCGGAGGAAGGCCGUGAUCCUCCUGACGGCGGCGCUCGGACUGGCGCUGCUGGCCUUCCCGGGCUCGGCCAAGGGCGCAGCCACGCUCUCCCGGCACAGAAGGCAAGGUAACGACAACGAGACCAUCACCUUCCAGCUGGGGACCGAAGACCCGUCCGCCUGCACCACGCCGCUCGGGCUGAAUGGCAACUGCAAACCGUUAGUUAGCUGUUCUGUCCUCUACGAUCAGCUGAGGAACAAUCCGCCGAUUGAAUUUAUCAAUCUUUUGAGACAGAGCAUUUGCCGCUUCGAGAAGUCCUCGCCCAUCGUCUGCUGCCCGGAAAGCUCGGCCGUCGUGUCCACCGAGGCGCCGGUCAUCACCACCCCCAGUACGACUCCCAGCACCACGCCCAGCACCACUCCUAGCACCACGCCCAGUACGACACCCAGUACCACUCCUAGCACCACGCCUAGCACUACCCCUAGCACAACGCCUAGUACUACUCCUAGCACAACGCCUAGUACCGAACCAACCACUGCGCAACCCACAGCGCCCCCAGUCCUCACAGGAGAAGAUCUCCUUCCUGAGGAAUGUGGCAGACCCGACUUCGUCCUCAGGAUCGUGCAAGGCAAGAAGGCCGCUGAAGGCGAGUUCCCGUGGAUGGCUGUUCUAGGCUACGAGGAUGGACGGGGUCAGGUGAGCUUCCUCUGCGGCGGAGCUCUCAUCACCAACCAGCAUGUGGUGACAGCGGCUCACUGCAUUCACGACCGAAGUGAUCUGGCGGUCGUGCGCCUGGGCGAGCACGACCUCGACAGGGAAGACGAGGUCGAGCACAUGGACUUCGAGAUCGCCGAGAAGAUGGUCCACGAAAAGUUCAACACCGUGUCCUUCGCGAACGACAUCGCCGUCCUCAAGCUCAACCGGCCGGUCACCUUUGGCAAAUACGUGAGCCCCGUCUGCAUGCCUCUGAUCGACGAACUCCUCCAGAGUAACCUGAAGGUCAACGACGGCAUCAUCGCCGGCUGGGGAUCGGUCUCGUUCAAUAACGUGUCGUCAUCUGUGCUGUUGAAGGCUAGAGUGCCGCUCGUAGAGGAGGCAACAUGUCGUAAGAAAUAUGAAGUAUUCCGACAAGUUUCCAUUGACAGUACAACCCUCUGCGCCGGCAAUGGCACCACGGACGCAUGUCAGGGCGAUUCCGGCGGUCCCAUGAUCAUCUACCGUCAGAACCGGGCUUACCUCGUCGGCGUGGUGUCCUUCGGCUUCAGGUGUUCGGAGCCAGACUUCCCCGGCGUGUACACCCGAGUCACCGAGUAUAACGACUGGGUCAUCUCCAAGCUGCAGGGCAGAGCACGGCGGGAGGCUCCUCUGUUUAUUGAAUGAGACGGCUGGGGGAAGCGGCAGACUCUCCUGUGCGAUUUCUUGUUUUUCUAUUGCUAAUUAGGUUACUACAGUGUACCUCCCAUGUCUUCUUCAUUCGUUCGUUGUUGCGCGUUUCUGGUGGGAGCAGGCAGGAGCGACCAAACGCUGCGCACUGGCAGAAAGUGCAACAAAAUACUGUUGAUUGACGACUUAUUUACCUUGACCAAUCAGCACCCUACACGUGGCGGAUAUGGACUGGCGGACUGUUUAACCUCCCUUCAAAAAUUUGACCGUUAGAUUCACGAGUUUUUGAAAGAACUGAAUUUUUUAUUUGUUUUUAUCAGAGAGGCCAGUCUGCUUUCUUUAUCUUCUGCAUUCACCAUUCAUGGCAUUUUGAUAUUACGUAGAUAUUUAUACCGUUAGGCGUAUUAUACAAUGGAAUGAGAUAGAAAUGCAUGUUUAUGAGAAUAUCAGCCAAUGUUUUCGCUUCAGUAAUGGGCUGCUUUGAAAAUACUAAGUAAUCCUCAUUUAACUUUGUUACUACAAGAAGAACAUUUUGAAAAUAAUCGUUUCAAGCCAAAGACGCCUUAAAUUACGUUAGUCACCGAAGUUUAGUUGCUUAGAUGUUGCCACGUUUCGUCACUGUGAGAUUAAAGUAAAAAUCCCGCUAAUUCAACCUAGAUUAGCGCGUUGCAUUUGGGUCAAGAGGAUUACAGACACUUUCUAUCUUCAAAAGUUACCUUUAGUGUCUUUUAAAGAAAUUAAAGAAAAAAAACUAUUUAGGAUAAAUAAUGUUCUUGUGAAUAUGCUCCAGUGAUCGAAACUCAAUGAACUGUGGUAAUUUUUGUUUACAUUGUUGAAAAGGUAUUUUCAUGAUUGGAUGCUAUUCUGUUUCACUGUGAUAAUCCUGCUGAUAUUAUCAUAUCACUGAAUAAAAGAUGGAUAAAAAGA
Molecule: messenger RNA, 2377 nt
Organism: Penaeus vannamei (Pacific white shrimp)
Lineage: Eukaryota; Metazoa; Arthropoda; Malacostraca; Decapoda; Penaeidae
Source: RefSeq, a predicted model, not a curated record